Molecule: messenger RNA, 1788 nt
Organism: Rotaria sp. Silwood1
Lineage: Eukaryota; Metazoa; Rotifera; Eurotatoria; Philodinida; Philodinidae
Source: the annotation of a GenBank genome assembly
AUGAUACCAGUUGUUAGACUCUAUAUUCUUUCGAAGUCUUUUCAACUUUAUGUUGUUGUUCUUAGUGGUGGAGAAUUAUUUACAUAUCUUAAUAAACGACAGCAUUUUAGUGAACAAGAUGCUAAAAUCUAUAUUACUGAUUUAACACUUGCUCUUGAUGAAGUGCAUAAAGAUAAACGAACAUAUUCAUUUUGUGGUACAAUUGAAUAUACAGCGCCAGAAAUUGUUAAAAGUGGUGAUGCUGAACAUGACUUAAGUCUUGGUGUUCUUACAAUUGAGCUUUUAACUGGUGCUUCACCAUUUACUAUUGAUGGUGAUCGAAAACACUCAAUCAGAAAUAUCAAAACAAGUUCUUUCUUUCAAAACUAUGAAUUAAUCGAUCGUAAAGGUUUUCUUGGUAAAGGCAGUUAUUCAAUUUGUCGACGUUGUCAAAAUCGUCGAACACGAGAAGAAUUUGCUGUAAAAAUAGUUUCACUUCGACAAGAAAUUGAUACUAAAAAUGAAAUUGAUCUUUUAAAUUUAUGUCAAGAUCAUGCUAAUAUUGUUAGAUUACAUGAAGUUUAUUUUAAUGAGCUUAAUACCUAUAUCAUAAUGGAAUUAUUGAUGCGUGGUGAAUUUUUCUAUCGAAUUCGUACACAAACAUCACUUUCUGAAAAAGAAGCAAGUCAAUUAAUGAGAAAACUUGUAUCAGUUGUCAAUUUCAUGCAUAGUACUGAUUUAUGUCAUCGAGAUCUUAAACCAGAAAAUUUACUUUUUUCAUCAUCUCUUCUCGAUGCUGAAAUAAAGAUAAUUGAUUUUGGUUUUGGUUUUGCUAAAAAAAGUACUAAACAUCAACCGAUGACAACACCAUGUGGUACACUCUUAUAUACAGCAUUAGAAGUACAUCGUGCUGCAACAUCACUUAAUCAUUAUCAAUCAUCUUCUCUUUCGAUAUCAUCAGUAUCAUCUUCGUCUUCAUCAUUAUCAUCAACAAGUACAACUGUAGCUCUUGUACCUUCUACAUUGACAAAUACAAGUCCAAUUACAUAUGAUUAUGAUGAGUCAUGUGAUUUAUGGUCACUUGGUGUUAUUUUAUAUACAGUGUUAAGUGGUGAAGUUUCAUUUAAUUCGAUAACAACUCAUCGAACAGCUGAAGAUAUUGUUGAAGAUAUUACACCAGCUAAACAUUUUGUUAAAGGUUUGUUGACAGUUGAUCCAUCAAAACGUUUAACAAUUAAAGAUUUAUCAAGAAAUACUUGGCUUCGAGGUUCAAGUAUUCAAACAUCACAUGAUCUUUUAAUGACACCUAGUAUACAUUGUCAAGCAUCUCAAUCUCUGAUUAUAUGUGUUGUAUCUACUAAUAAUGUUCCUUCAUCUAUAUUAUCACAUACUCGUCGUUUAUGUAGAAAUGGUGUUUGUCGUGAUCGUCAUGCUCCAUGUCCACCAACAAAUGGUAUUUCAUCUUUAUCAUCAUUUGAUUUUAGUGAUGAAAGACUUUCACAAUUAAUAAAUCAAUAUCCAUUAACAACGACAAUACCACCAAAAAGAUAUGGAAUGACAUUAAGAUCACGAGCAACUGUUGCUAUUAAUGGUGUUCAGCAUGAACUUGCAUCUCCUGUUUUACCUCCACCAUUACUUUUUGUACCUUCUUUAUCUUUUUCUUCAUCUUCCUCUUCAAUUAUUAUAGAUAUACAUUCUUCAACGAAUACUAAUAGUGAGAAAUGUUCAUUAAGAUCACGCAUUCAUCAUCCAUUGGCAUCAGUGAAUAAGAAAAUGAAACGAUCCGGUACAAUAACUAUUGACGAUUAG